UUGGUAUGUGAAAGAUGAUGUUACGCUGAGAAUCGUGAUCUUUAUUCUAGGCAAAAAACUUUGACUCUUUUUAUCCAGAAUCGUGCAGCUCUAUCUGUGGUGCUGUGUCACACAUUUUACAGAGCCUGCCUUUUGACCUACAGGGGUGUUGAAAGGAGGAGUUUCAGGAGAUGGAAUCAGUAUGAAAAUCACUGCUUGCAGAGAGCAAGGUACCAUGGGAUAUGUAGUCUUUAGAAAUGAAGAGUAGACAGCAGACGAGAAGCUGCAAAGCAUGCAGUGACUUCAGGAAUUUGUGGAAAGAGAUGGCAGCAGACAGGCAGCACUCACAAACUGAAAGCAGAUUUUUCAUGUAAGCUUAUCUUGGUUUGUCAAAAAUGGCAAUUGAUUUGUAUUACUAUGCUGAUGUUAAAAAAUGAAAGUGUAAGCUGUGACCAUAGAUUUGAUUUAAUUAUAAAGCCACGUUUACAGUGUGCUUUUCACUAAUCUAAUUGACAUGAUGUUUGAAGUGUCGGACCAGUUCUUAAUUGAUAUAUAUGUAAAUAGGCAAGCAGCUGAAAUGUAUGCAGAUAGAAUGUCACCACCUACCUAAUUUCUGGGCUGGGUGCUACAUAAACAGGAUAGACCCAUUUUACAGGCACACGCUAACUUACAUUCACACUGGCACAGAUCUGCUGCACAAGCAAGAUGAAACAUCACCAAAUUCCAGGAAGAGAGGGAAAAUCAGUGAAUUCACCUGAGGACUGGGAGACAGAAACUCAUGACUGGUACUGUUUUGAAUGUCAUUUACCUGGAGAGGUGAUGAUAUGUGACCAAUGUUUUCGUGUGUACCAUCCUAAGUGUUUACCUGAUGAUAUGAAACUCAGGGAUAGCAGUAAUCACUGGCAGUGCCCGGUUUGCAAGACCAUGAAGAAAAAGAACCUAAACAAACAGGAGAUGGGUAAAUACCUGCGAUUCAUUGUGUCUCGUAUGAAGGAAAGGGCAAUUGAACUUAACAAGAAAGGGAAGGAUCCAAAACACCCCAUGUACAGAAGACUGGUGCAUACAGCCAUUGAUGUGUCCACUAUUAAUGAGAAAGUGAAUGAAGGAAAGUACCGAAGUUAUGAGGAAUUCAAGGCAGAUGCUCAGCUUCUCCUGCACAACACCAUUAUAUUCUAUGGAGAUGACAGUGAGCAGACUGAUGUUGCCAAGGUUCUGUACACAGACACAUGCCACGAGUUGGAUGAACUGCAGCUCUGCAAAAAUUGCUUCUAUUUGUCAAACGCACGGCCUGACAACUGGUUCUGCUAUCCUUGUAUUCCUAACCAUGAGCUGGUUUGGGCUAAGAUGAAAGGUUUUGGCUUCUGGCCUGCCAAAGUCAUGCAAAAAGAAGACAAUCAAGUAGAUGUUCGAUUCUUUGGCCAUCAUCACCAGAGGGCCUGGAUCCCUUCAGAAAACAUUCAGGAGAUUACAGUCAAUGUUCAUCAGUUACAUGUAAAGCGCAGUAUGGGCUGGAAAAAAGCUUGUGAUGAACUUGAACUGCAUCAGCGCUUCCUACGUGAAGGGCGAUUCUGGAAAUCCAAAGGAGAAGACAAAGGGGAGGAAGAAGCAGAAUCGAGUAUCUCAUCCACAAGUAAUGAACAGCAGAAAGCAGCAAUUCAGGAACCGCGGGCCAAGAAAGGACGACGCACUCAAAACGUAGAAGCCAAGAAGGAAGAGUCAGAACCAGAGCCUGAGACAGAAGCUGUGAGCUCAAGCCAGGAAAUCCCCUCCAUGCCGCCACCAGCUGAGAAGGUGUCUGUCUAUACACAGACCAAGAAGCAAAGUGCCUCGUCCCCAAGAAUGUCACACCGUAGCACACAAACCAAUAAUGAUGGUGGGUGUCAGAACAUGUGUCACGACAAGUACAGCAAGAUCUUUAAUGAGUUCAAGGAGAGGAUGAGCACAGACAACAAGAGGGAGACUGAAAAAGCCGUUCAAGAAGCUCUAGAAGAGCUUCGAGCAGAGAUGGAGGAGGAGAAGAGACAAGCUGUUAAUAAAGCUGUAGCCAAUAUUCAAGCAGAAAUGGACAGGAAGUGCAAGCAGGUAAAAGAUAAAUGCAAAGAGGAAUUCCUGGAAGAAAUCAAGAAAAUGGCAGCCCAACAUAAACCGCUGAUUUCACAGACCAAGAAGAAGCAGUGGUGCUACAACUGUGAGGAGGAAGCCAUGUAUCACUGCUGCUGGAACACGUCUUACUGCUCCAUUAAAUGCCAGCAGGAACAUUGGCACGCUGAACACAAGAGGACCUGCCGCAGGAAAAGAUGAAUCCUCCCUCUGCAUCGUCUGUCUGAUAUUUUUCCUCAAACUCUGCAUUUUAUCAUUUCCAAGACACAGUACUUGCUUACUACCUGCAUACCAUAUCCGAACCAGCUCCUAGUGUGCUCAGUGCUGGACAUUAUGCUGACUGCACAGCUCCAGUACUGAAGUGCAGAGAUACUAGGUCACGACACGUUUUGCACAUUCAGUCUUGUGCUUGACCUUUCCUUCCAACCUGUUUGCUGCCAGAUGAUCCUGUAUUGCUGUGCUGAUCUGUGCAAGGAGCGCUUCUGGGAGCAUUCAUGGUUGGGCCUUUUUCCUUCCUCUGAGACUAAGGUUACGCUGAUUUGAGAAUCUGUUCCAUGUUCCUUUUGAAACUAUUGCUGAGACACACAGUAGUUUUGCUAGACAAUUUUUUUGCAUCUUCAGGUUGAAGGCAUUUUACGUUUUUUUUAAAGUUUUAAAUAUUUUAAAAUCAUUGUUCUAGUGGUAUAUCUGCCAGCAGCAGGUUUUAAUCUUCCCUGAUAUAGGCAGAGAGGAAGGCGCAUUCCUGUGCCUCGGGAAGUGAUUGAGGCACCAUGUUGUUUUCUUGUGCCUAAUGAAGCAGCUGUGGACCAGAAUACCUCUGGAGUGAAAUACAGUGAGGUCAGAAGAAGUGAGAGUCAUUGGUCAUAGAUCUGUGAAUGUGAGAAAUAAUAUAAGGAGGAAAUUUACUACCUUUAGCAGGUCCUCACUUCUCUAAACCUGCUGUUCAUUUCCCUUUUAAAAGGCAUUAUCGUUUUUAAUUAUUCUGUAUCUGGGGGUUAACGUUUUAGGGAACAGGGUUCACAAGGCAAGUGAGUUCUUGCACACUUUAUUUGUAAAAUAUAUCCCAUGUUUGUUCAUUACUUAUUUUCAAUAUAUAACUUUUAUAAAGAAAUGGAAAUAUAUUAUCCUUUUUUAAAUACAGGUAAUCCUAUCUUAGAACAUAGAAAUGACGUUACAAUUUGCACAGUUCAUAGAGACCUAUGGAGGCACACUUGGUAGACAAUUUAAAGCCAGGAAUUACCUUGGAUGUUUCUUUGCAGGGUUAUUUUUUUGAGAUCCCAGCUGUGUCGUGAUUGAUCCUCUUUAGUGUAUAUAAUUCAGCUGUUCACACUACUUUUAGGCAUUCAGUUCUAAUUUUGGAUAUUUGUCAGGGUACGCUUACAUCGAACUAGCCUGUUUUAAAUCACAACCCGUAAAUUCUGUGGCCUCAUAAUUCUGAACGCAGAAAGCAUGUGUAUUUCUUGUACACUCGACUUGUUUAAGUACACAAUUUAUAUUAUUACAAUUUAAGAAUUUAACACAGCACAGAUUUUCAGUAUCCGUGUACCACUGCCAGGUUAGCUAGAACAAUCAUCGUACGCAGGAUAACUUGACACCUUCGCAAUUACAGUAUAUAUGUCGUUGUCGAGGAUGGUAUUUUGUGAAUUGACCAGUGUUUACCCAAACCAGUCAUUUCACUUAGUUGCCUGUGGUGACAUUGAGUUAGUACAUUCACAAAUGGGUGGAUUCUUUGUAGAAAUGGAAUAGGGAAAAACUAAGAAGACAGUGACACAGUAGUGGGUUGAGUUGCCAAAACUGUAGAGUGCAAAAUCUGGUUCAGCUCUGCAUAGAACCAAUCCGCUUCCAGGUUGUUUUAUUGUCAAAGCUUAAUU
Rana temporaria (common frog) is the source of this 3950-nucleotide messenger RNA. RefSeq names its product zinc finger MYND-type containing 11 (gene ZMYND11). Gene Ontology annotation, biological process: regulation of transcription elongation by RNA polymerase II. Bases 685 to 2280 code for a protein of 531 amino acids. The record is from RefSeq and is a predicted model, not a curated record. The transcript has 14 exons. Lineage: Eukaryota; Metazoa; Chordata; Amphibia; Anura; Ranidae. Gene Ontology annotation, molecular function: protein binding; DNA binding; transcription corepressor activity.